GGAUCGGGGAAGAAUAAUAGAGAGUAGUAAGACCAUCGAGAGCAAGAGAUGGCAAAUCACCAUCAGAGCAGCAAUGGAAGCGCAGAGAUCCAUAUCGAGAUACCGGAGAUUAAGUUCACCAAGCUCUUCAUCAAUGGAGAAUUCGUCCACUCCAUCAAAGGGAGGACCUUCGAGACGUUGGACCCAAGGACGGGGGAGGCCAUUGCAAGAAUCGCAGAGGGUGAUAAGGAUGACAUCGACGUGGCCGUGAAGGCUGCCCGCGAAGCAUUCGAUCACGGCCCAUGGCCCAGGAUGCCCGGCUCUCAAAGAGCAAGGAUCAUGCAUAAAUUCGCGGACCUAAUAGAGCAACACGCCGAGGAACUGGCAGCCCUGGACUGCAUCGAUGCAGGGAAGCUAUUCUUCAGGGGCAAGGCCGUGGAAAUCCCUUCAGCCGUGGGGAUGCUUCGUUACUAUGCUGGUGCAGCGGAUAAGAUCCACGGCGACGUCCUCAAGUCUACGCGAUCGCUUCACGCGUACACUCUGAAGGAACCGAUCGGUGUGGUGGGCCAAAUCAUCCCGUGGAACUAUCCCACAAUCAUGUUCUUCAUGAAGGUCGCCCCAGCAUUGGCCGCGGGUUGCACCAUGGUCGUCAAGCCUGCCGAGCAGACACCUCUCUCGGCCCUCUUUUAUGCCAACCUCGCCAAGCAGGCUGGUAUCCCGAACGGAGUGCUUAACGUUGUAACGGGCUUUGGACGUACCACAGGCGCCGCUAUCAGCAAUCACAUGGACAUCGACAUGGUAAGUUUUACGGGUUCUACCGAGGUGGGAAGGCUAAUAAUGCAGGCAGCUGCAACCAGCAAUUUGAAAACGGUCUCACUUGAACUGGGGGGCAAGUCUCCUCUUAUCAUAUUCGACGAUGCUGAUGUGGGCAACGCUGCGGAGCUGGCUCUAAACGCUGUGGUUUUCAAUAAGGGAGAAAUAUGUGUGGCCGGCUCCCGGGUUUAUGUUCAUGAAGGGAUUUACGACGAAUUCGUGAAGAAAUUAGCUGAGAAAGCGGAAGCUUGGAAGUUGGGCGAUCCUUUCGAUCCUAGUACCUGUCAAGGACCACAGGUUGACAAGAGACAGUUUGAAAAAGUACUUUCAUACAUCGAUAUCGGGAUGAAAGAAGGAGCAACACUCUUAACUGGGGGUAAGCGUUGGGGGUCUAAGGGGUACUAUAUUGAGCCUACUGUAUUCGUUGAUGUCAAGGAAGACAUGCGAAUCGCGACGGAUGAAAUAUUUGGCCCAGUUAUGUCUCUCAUGAAGUUCAGGACCAUUGAGGAGGCAAUUGAAAGGGCCAAUUCCAGUAAAUAUGGCCUUGCCGCCGGAAUCGUGACGAAGGACCUGAACGUGGCAAAUAGAGUCUUGAGAUCCAUCCGAUCCGGAAUCAUCUGGAUAAACUGCUAUUUUGAAUUUGACUCUGACUUCCCAUAUGGAGGAUACAAGCUGAGCGGCUUUGGCCGAGAUUCGGGGCUCGAAGGCCUCCAAAAGUAUCUCCAGGUCAAGACUGUUGUGACCCCAUUGCAUGAUUCUCCUUGGCUCUGAGCAAACAUAAAUGCAAAAUUGCGUGUCAUCAACAUUUGAAUUCGACAGAAACAUUUUAUGUUGUUUUGUUCUUUUUACCAACAUUUGAAGGUUGAUAUUGUAAGUUGUAUUCUGUACAUUAAUAAAAGUUCGGACAUUCAAUAAUGACAAAUGGUUUUUUUUC
Messenger RNA from Punica granatum (pomegranate), 1726 nucleotides. Lineage: Eukaryota; Viridiplantae; Streptophyta; Magnoliopsida; Myrtales; Lythraceae. The record is from RefSeq and is a predicted model, not a curated record.